UAGAACCCGACUAUUUCAUUAAAAGUGACAGUUUUUGUAAAGUUUUGAAGUUGUUUGGACCCUUUUCUCACGCAUAGAUUGAUUUUGAGCAGAUAAAGCGUAAUCAAAUUAAGUUUUUGAAAGAUAUUAUAAUGACAUCCCUACGAGUGGCUGUGGUUACAGGAAGUAACAAGGGUAUUGGUUUUGGCAUCGUGCGAACACUAUGCAAGCAGCUUGAGAACGGAAUCGUCUACCUCACUGCAAGAGAUGAAGGGAGGGGUAAGGAGGCCGUGGCUAAACUCAAUCAAGAAGGACUCCAGCCUAAGUUUCACCAAUUGGAUAUUAACGAUGGAGAAAGCGUGGCUAGACUGCGAGAACACCUUAAGACAGUGUAUGGAGGGGUGGAUAUUCUGGUGAAUAAUGCAGGGAUUGCAUUCAAGCGAGCCUCUACUGAGCCCUUUGGAAACCAAGCAGCUAUUACUAUGGCAACUGACUACAGGGGGACUCUGGAUGUGUGUCAUUCUUUUCAUCCUAUACUAAAACCCCAUGGCAGGAUUGUAAAUGUUUCCAGCAUGAAUGGAGUGAAAGCGUUUGAUGAAUUGAGCGAGGAGAACAAAGCUCAUUUCAGAGCCAUCAAAACAGAGGAGGACAUCAACCUUUUGUUGAAAGAUUUUAUAGAAGCUGCCAAAGAGGGUGACCACAAAAGUAAAGGUUGGCCCAGCUCGGCAUAUGGAACAGUUAAACUUGGAUUAAUCUGCGGAACUAAACUAUUGGGAGAGGCUGUGCAGAAGGACAGGCCUCAAGAUGAUAUACUCAUUAUGGCUUGCUGCCCUGGUCAUGUUAGAACAGACAUGAGCAGUCAACAGGGAGUGAAGACAAUCGAUGAAGGGGCUGAUACGCCAGUCUACCUUGCCCUACUGUCGUCUGGUUCCACAGAGUUCAACGGAAAAAUGUACUUCGAUAGAGCACUGGUUGAAUUCAUGUGAGCAGGUUAUCUGACUGAUUUUCACUCAAGUUCUAGCCCAUAAAGUAUUAUUCUGGUCUCUCAGAUGGUUGAUAUUUUUUAAGUAUUUAAAUUCAUUUUGGGAUUUAUUCAAGCUUAUCAGCACAUAAAGUAUUAUUCUCUCUGGUUGUUAGUAUACUUAUUUCUUUCAGUUCAUGUUUGUAAUAAACAUUCAUAUCAUUAUUAUUAUUAUUAUUAUUAUUAAAGAUGGAGUUUUGAUUAUCAAAUAAUAGCUUUCAACUCGUAGUGGGAUUUUCAAGCAAUAAUUCAGUGAAUUUUCAGAUUUUCAGUUUGUUGACAUUGCUGUUAUAUUUAUGAAAUAUUUACACAACUGUUCAAGGAGAACUCACUGCUUCUUCAAGCCCUAUGAAAUUUUGGGGAACUUCACUUGCCUUUUUGUUCUUGUCGUUAAGUAAAUGUGGGGGGAAUAGGAACGUGAAUUUUUAUAGUUGUCAACAAGAUAAAAAUUCUAACAUGGUAUUUUCUUAAAUAUUUAGUAUACAAUUAUUCGUAGAGAACUCCCACUGCCUCUUCCAGCCCAAUGAAAUUGGUGAUAUUUUUUAGCACUUGCCCUUUGUGUUCCUGUCAUGAAAUGAUUGGGGGAAUUGAACUAAGAUCCCCACCCAGAGGUUAAAGGGACUCGACAAUUUAUUGAAAAAGCAACAUUAUAUUUAAUACACAAUUAUUUAUAAUAUAUAAAUACAUGUAUAGCACACACCUUUAGAAGAAAGACUCUAAGUGCUAACAGAGAGUUUACCUCAGCCCAAUGAAAUUGGGUUGUUGGCUAGAGUUGGGGGGAUAAAUGGACAGUUUGCUGACCUGUGAGACCGAAACUAACACUUAUGUGUAAACUUAAAAAGUUGAGAACAAAGAUACAAUUUGUUAUUUGAUUUUAAAACCAAAGUACAUAUAUAAAGAGUGAAGGGAAUAACUAAAGAUACAUCAACUCCUGCCAUGUUUAUUUUUUUAUUGUAGCUGAAUCUAAAGGGAUCAUGACGAAGGACUUACAUAGUUCUUGUGAAUUUUGUUUUUUUACAAUUAUUUUAAAAUAAAUUCUGACAGAAAAAAACAUUAAGUUUAAUUUCUUUGAUUUAUUUUAUGUGCAUUCAUUCAAAGUAACACCAAAGGAUGUUGUUAAAUUCCUAUGAACUUAAGUUAUAAUUUUGUCUCAUAUUUGGUGGAAUAAAUAAAUUGUGAUA
This is a messenger RNA of Asterias rubens (European starfish), 2181 nucleotides long. Its product is annotated as carbonyl reductase [NADPH] 3-like. The record is from RefSeq and is a predicted model, not a curated record. Lineage: Eukaryota; Metazoa; Echinodermata; Asteroidea; Forcipulatida; Asteriidae. The coding region runs from base 132 to 965 and encodes 277 amino acids. Gene Ontology annotation, molecular function: carbonyl reductase (NADPH) activity. The transcript has 6 exons.